Molecule: messenger RNA, 1226 nt
Organism: Triticum aestivum (bread wheat)
Lineage: Eukaryota; Viridiplantae; Streptophyta; Magnoliopsida; Poales; Poaceae
Product: NADPH-dependent aldehyde reductase-like protein, chloroplastic
Exons: 1
Coding region: 109-894 (261 amino acids)
Molecular function (GO): oxidoreductase activity
Source: RefSeq, a predicted model, not a curated record
GCUCUCCGCUAGCAAAACCAUAUUUAUAAGAACUCAACCUCGGCGAUCACAAACUCGCAAAGUCAGUCGCAAAGCCCGUCGCAAACUCGCAAUCUCGCAAACAAGCUCAUGGCCACCUCGGCGAUCACAUCCCCUCCGGCUCCGGCAGCAACGCUGCCCCUGGCGGGCCGCGUGGCCAUCGUCACCGGCGCGUCGGGCGGCAUCGGGCGCGGCAUCGCGACCCACCUGUCGUCCCUCGGCGCCAGCCUGGUCCUCGGGUACGCCUCCAGCUCUCAGCAGGCCGACGCGCUGGCCGCUGAGCUCCCGCGCGCCGUGGCGAUCAAGGCCGACGUCUCCGACGAGGCGGGCGUCCGGUCCCUCUUUGACGCCGCAGAGACCGCCUUCGGCGGCCCGGCGCACAUCCUGGUGGCCUGCGCGGGCCUGGGCAUCGGGACGUACCCGUCGCUCGCCAACACCGCCACGGCGGACUUCGACAACGUGUUCGCGGUGAACACCCGGGGCGCGUUUCUGUGCCUCCGCGAGGCGGCGAACCGGCUGCGGCGCGGGGGCGGGGGCCGGAUCGUGGCUGUGUCCUCGACGCUGGCGGUGACGCUGCUCCCUGGCUACGGGGCGUACACAGCGUCCAAGGCGGCCGUGGAGGCGAUGGUGCGGGUGGCCGCGAAGGAGCUCGGGUCGGCGCGGGUGACGGUGAACUGCGUGGCGCCGGGGCCCGUGGCGACGGAGCUCUUCUUCGACGGGAAGAGCGAGGAGGCGGUGGAGAGGUUCAGGGCUGGGCACCCGAUGGGGCGGCUUGGGGAGGUGGGCGACAUCGCGCCGGCGGUCGGGUUCCUCUGCACUGACGCGGCCGAGUGGGUGAACGGCCAGGUCAUUCGGGUCAACGGCGGCAUUGCUUAAUUACCGUGGCUGUUCGCCGCUGUCUUUCUGUUUCUCCUGUGUGGAACGGAUGCCUCCGUUUUCUUAAACUAGAUGAUACUCCGCGCAUUGCUGCAAAAAUUUGUAUGUGGAUUUUCAACGUAACAUCGACAUCUUAAAGAAGAACACAAUUUCAAUCCAUAAAAUGGUAGAUUAUUUAUAUAGGAAAUGAUUGAAAUUUCUUGUUGGUACAAAUAUGUAACAUAUGAUAAAGUCGUAGCAGUUUGUAGCAUGAACCAUAUAGCGUUUGAUAAAACUAUAGCAACUUGUAGCAUGUACUAUGUUCUUACUCGAUAUAUAUGUUGUUGUCUGUA